GGAGAAAGAGCCACAGGAGCGGUGGGCCAAGAGGUUGGGGUUGGGGUGCAGGGAGGGCCUCGGGUGCUGGGCGGCGGGUGCAGGGCCGGGGAGGAGGCUGGGGGCGUGAGGCAGAACCCGGGGGCCCAGGGACAUGGCGCGGCCCGACGACAAGGAGGAGGAAGCGGUGGUGCCCGGGCACCCGCCUGCGACAGGACACUUCCCGGUUCCCGGGGGCUCGCCAGCCGGGAAGAUGAGCGCGGAGCCGCAGAACGGGCCCAGAGCCGGCUGCCUGGCCCUGAAUGGGGUCCCUCGGGACAGCCCCGCGCCCGUCUCGGGAGCCCUGGGCAGGCCGCAGACUCAGCUCACCGCGGAGGAGGAGACCCAGGUUCGGCUGCUAACCGCGGUUCCCGGGGAGGAGCCCCCAGGGGCCGAGGGCUCCCCGGCGCCACUGACGGCGCUCUCCACGCGGCGCUUUGUGGUGCUCCUGAUCUUCAGCCUGUACUCGCUGGUCAACGCCUUUCAGUGGAUCCAGUACAGCAUCAUCAGCAACGUCUUCGAGGGCUUCUACGGCGUCUCCUCGGUGCACAUCGACUGGCUGUCCAUGGUGUACAUGCUGGCCUACGUGCCCCUCAUCUUCCCAGCCACCUGGCUGCUGGACACCAGAGGCCUGCGGCUCACCGCCCUGCUGGGCUCCGGCCUCAACUGCCUGGGCGCCUGGGUCAAGUGCGGUAGUGUGCAGCAGCAUCUGUUCUGGGUCACCAUGCUGGGCCAGUGCCUGUGCUCCGUGGCCCAGGUGUUCAUCCUGGGCUUGCCCUCCCACAUCGCCUCAGUGUGGUUUGGGCCCAAAGAGGUGUCCACGGCUUGCGCCACCGCCGUGCUAGGCAAUCAGCUUGGAACUGCAGUUGGCUUUUUGCUACCACCAGUGUUAGUGCCCAACAUACAGAAUAACACAGAUCUUUUGGCUUAUCAUAUCAGUGUCAUGUUUUAUGGAACAUCACCUGUCGCCACACUUUUAUUUAUUUUAACAGUAAUUGCAUUCAAAGAAAAACCUCAAUAUCCACCAAGUCCAGCUCAAGCAGCAAUUCAGGACAGCUCCCCUAAAGAGUACUCCUACAAGGAAUCAAUAAGGAACCUAUUUAAAAACAUUUCUUUUGUCCUUCUAUUGAUCACUUACGGGAUCAUGACUGGAGCAUUUUAUUCAGUCUCAACAUUAUUAAAUCAGAUGAUACUGACAUAUUAUAAGGGAGAAGAGGUGAAUGCUGGCAGGAUUGGGCUGACACUGGUAGUGGCUGGAAUGGUGGGCUCCAUUCUCUGUGGCUUGUGGCUGGACUACACCAAAACAUACAAACAGACUACUCUGAUAGUUUACAUUUUGUCUUUUAUUGGAAUGGUUAUAUUUACUUUCACACUGGAUCUUGGAUACAUUAUCAUCGUAUUUGUUACUGGAGGGGUGCUUGGUUUCUUCAUGACUGGUUACCUCCCCUUGGGCUUUGAAUUUGCUGUUGAAAUCACUUACCCUGAAUCUGAAGGUACUUCGUCCGGUCUUCUCAAUGCUGCUGCACAGAUAUUUGGAAUUUUGUUCACACUGGCUCAAGGAAAGCUCAUGUCAGAUUAUGGUCCUAGAGCAGGAAACAUUUUCCUCUGCGUUUGGAUGUUUGUAGGCAUCGUUUUGACAGCAUUAAUCAAGUCUAAACUGAGAAGACACAAUAUAAAUAUAGGAAUUCCGAAUGGUGACAUUAAAGCUGUACCAGUGGACAGUCCCACAGAUCGAGAAUCAAAAACUGUUAUGAUGUCCAAGCAGUCAGAAUCAGCAAUUUGAGGUGAAUAUCAUGUGAUAUAUCAUGUGAUAUUUGAGCUGUAAGGCUUGGUUUAUAGGUUAUGAGGAGUGGACACUUACUUGAAAAUUACUGUAUGACUCCUAAAUUCAAUCACUGUUUUGCCUAAUUGUUAAUUUAAGCAAUAUUUUGUUUAAAUACUUUUGCUUACAUCAUUUUAACACACCAUCUGUCUAACCAGUGUCCCAUUUUUAGUCUUAUAUUGUCAAUCUGACCAUAAGCUUCUUGACAUUUAUUUUUCAGAAGUAAAUGUUUUUCCUUUUUGUGGAAAAUGGAAGCUUAGCUGGCUUUCUGAAGUGAUCAUGUGGAGGUCUAAUCCCUUUAAGUUAUAUGAGAGUACAUGCAAUUUAUAUGUAAAAAUACCCAAUAGGACCACGUGUACAAAGCGUUCCUAAUCGGCUCCCUUUCCAGCGUGGGAGCCCCUUAGUGAGAGUCCAGUGUAGCGACAGGACCCUUCUAAUCCACCAAAUGACUGUUGGGAUGAGACCUCCGGAUAACUGUUAUGAUUUUCCCAUUUCUUGUAUUCUUGUUAUAAAGUGCUUUGUAACAGGUACUGUCAAUGGCCAUAAAACCAUUCAGGGUACAGACGGAACCCAUGACUUUGGUCUUACGUUUUAGUUAAGCUCAGGAGCCCGACACAGGCUCAUUAUCUUGACUUCUCUGCUAUGCCAUCUUAUCAUGGUAGAAAUGGUAACACUGGCCCUGGCUGGUUUGGCUCAGUGGUUAGACCAUCGGCCUGUGGACCAAUGAGUCUCGGGUUCCAUUCCAGUCAAGGGCACGUACCUCGG
Messenger RNA from Molossus molossus (Pallas's mastiff bat), 2605 nucleotides. RefSeq names its product FLVCR heme transporter 1 (gene FLVCR1). The record is from RefSeq and is a predicted model, not a curated record. Bases 134 to 1801 code for a protein of 555 amino acids. Lineage: Eukaryota; Metazoa; Chordata; Mammalia; Chiroptera; Molossidae. The transcript is spliced from 10 exons. Gene Ontology annotation, molecular function: heme transmembrane transporter activity; heme binding. Gene Ontology annotation, cellular component: membrane; mitochondrion. Gene Ontology annotation, biological process: transmembrane transport; erythrocyte differentiation; mitochondrial transport.